Molecule: messenger RNA, 3556 nt
Organism: Drosophila melanogaster (fruit fly)
Lineage: Eukaryota; Metazoa; Arthropoda; Insecta; Diptera; Drosophilidae
Gene: Suv3
Product: Suv3 helicase
Exons: 6
Coding region: 111-2402 (763 amino acids)
Cellular component (GO): mitochondrion
Molecular function (GO): ATP binding; ATP hydrolysis activity; RNA helicase activity
Source: RefSeq, marked reviewed
CAGCUGAUUGUACUUCUCUGUUAUAUCAGAGAUAGGAACGUGAGUACGGAGAUUCAUUUUGCGGGAAUUGGUGAAUAAAAACCACGCGUGUUCCACUAAAGUGGACAACCAUGCAAAACUGCAGGCGCUGCAUCAGCCUAACGGGCCUUUUGCGGAUGACACUCUACCUGCGUCCGUCCUUUUCAAUUGAUUUGUCCCUGCGCCGACUGCAUCGUGCGGCCUUUUUAUUUUCUCGAAAAAAACCGGAGACGAACUUGUCCACGUUGUUCAAGCCAGUACAGGUGCACGCUUAUGUGGAUUCAGAGGACGUAGGUUCCGAGCUGUCGGGCAAACUGGAAAAGGCUGAGCUGCUGAAGAUUCUUAAUAAGUUCACCCAACGUCGCGAAAUCAAGUCACUAUGCAACGAAAACGGACUGGACGACUACCUACAGCAACAGGCCUUUGGCUCAUUCCGAAGAUUUUGCAUCGAGGCAGAAAACCUUCCAGUAGAUCUGCACAUAACCUUUAGCGAUAUAACACAGGGAGCGGGUCAUAUCGAUGACAUCUUCCCGUACUUCCUACGACACGCAAAGACAGUAUUCCCGCACCUGGACUGCAUGGACGACCUGAAAAAGAUUUCCGACCUGAGGCAGCCUGCCAACUGGUAUAGCAACGCUCGCGCCAUCACCCGAAAGAUUGUUUUUCAUGCCGGACCCACAAACUCCGGUAAGACUUACCAUGCCAUGGAGAGAUACCUGAGUGCGAAGACUGGGGUCUAUUGCGGGCCACUAAAGCUUCUAGCCACUGAGGUGUACAACAAGGCCAAUGAACGUGGCACUCCCUGCGAUCUGGUCACAGGCGAGGAGCGCAAAUUCGGCAUCAGCGAAAGUUUGCCAGCCAAUCACGUCGCGUGCACUGUGGAAAUGACCUCGGUGAAUACUCCAUAUGAGGUGGCUGUAAUCGAUGAAAUACAACAGAUCCGCGACCCCCAGCGGGGAUGGGCUUGGACGCGUGCCUUCCUUGGACUGAUCGCGGAUGAAGUGCAUGUUUGUGGUGAGCCAGGCGCAUUGGACCUCCUGCAAAAAAUUUGCGAAACCACUGGCGAAACUGUUGAAGUACGGCUGUACGAUCGGCUUACGGAGCUGACUGUCGAAAAUACCGCUUUAGGAUCAUUGGACAAUAUAGUUCCUGGCGACUGCAUUGUGUGCUUCAGCAAACAUGAUAUUUAUACGGUUUCACGAGAAAUCGAAGCACGAGGGAAGGAGGUAGCUGUGAUAUAUGGGGGCCUACCCCCAGGUACCAAGCUAGCCCAGGCUGCUAAGUUUAAUGAUCCCGCCAAUAGCUGCAAGGUAAUGGUGGCGACUGACGCCAUCGGUAUGGGCUUGAACCUGAGCAUUCGUCGAAUCAUAUUUUACUCACUGAUCAAGCCGUCGAUGAAUGAGCGAGGCGAGCGCGAAAUCGACACAAUAUCGGUUUCGUCCGCACUUCAGAUUGCGGGAAGAGCGGGCCGGUUCCGAACUCAGUGGGAGCACGGAUAUGUAACUGCCUUCAAGUCCGAGGAUUUGCAAACCCUACAGCGGAUAUUGGCUCGGACACCUGAGCCGAUAAAGCAGGCGGGCUUGCAUCCUACGGCCGAUCAGAUUGAGCUUUACGCCUACCACCUGCCAAGCUCGUCUUUGAGCAACCUAAUGGACAUAUUCGUGAAUCUGUGCACUGUCGAUGAUUCUCUAUACUUUAUGUGCAACAUUGAAGACUUUAAGUUCUUAGCCGAAAUGAUACAACAUGUUGCUCUGCCUUUGCGGGCUCGCUAUGUAUUCUGCUGUGCACCUAUUAAUCGAAAGAUGCCCUUUGUUUGCUCAAUGUUCCUUAAGGUAGCACGGCAAUACAGCCGCAACGAGCCUAUUACCUUUGAUUUUAUAAAAAAAAACUGUGGCUGGCCAUUCAAGCUACCCAAGACGAUAUUGGACCUGGUCCAUCUUGAGGCCGUCUUUGACGUGAUGGAUCUGUAUCUUUGGCUAAGCUAUCGGUUCAUGGAUCUCUUCCCUGAAGCGGCCUACGUGCGAGAUGCCCAGAAGGAACUGGACGAAAUUAUACAGCAGGGCGUUUUUCAAAUAACUCGCUUGCUUAAAAAUACCGAGGCGAGUCAGGACGGAGAAACAUCAAACUAUGCAAUCCGCCGAAUAACGCACGUGAAGGAGCCUCGUCUACCCAGCUUGUCGCGUGGCCGUCUCACCGAAAGGUUACUUGCACAGGGUCUUCUUACCCCAGGCAUGCUUAGCGAGCUACGCAAGGAAUGGGACGCCCAGCAACUUGGCAAAUCCAAUUCGCAAUCUAAUGAAAAUUCGGAACCAGUGGUGAAUAGUGACGACGAGGAUAAUUACUCAGGGAUCGGGCGAAAGACAAGGAAAAAACGCAGAAAAUGAACGUGCCAGCUCAGGAUUAGUUAGAAUACGAAAUAAGUAGGUAAGAAAUGGAUUUUUAUAUAAUAUACUUUUAUUUUAAGUGGCAAUUAAGUUAUAUUAAAAUUAUUUAGUUGAUAAUUAACAAUGGCAAUUUAAUUGUUUAAAUUUAAAAGUUUUAUUAUGUUAUCUCUGUCAGAAAAAGAAAAUGAAUUUGUUUUUUUUUUUUUUUUUGCAAUUUAUGGAGGGACGCAGAGUCUGAACAAAGACACUAGAAUUAUUAGACACUAGAGUUAUUCUAGUGUCUUUGGUCUGAAACACUUGACAAAAAUGAACUUUGUGUCAAGGCUAACAGCCGUUGCACUGUUGAAUUUAGAAAUAUGUAAUACCGACAUUAACGAUUUCGAUUAGUUAGUUAAAUUUAUCCUCGCUGUCCUUCCCAAAUGAAGUUAUAGACUUAGCUUAUAUAUGGCCUUUGCAGUAAUAAGGAGCACCAAUUCAUUCGAAUUGCGGUUAUAAAAUAUUCGACACUUAAAACAUACAGAUUUUUAAAAGAUAUAAAUACUCUGAAUAUGAUUCAACAUACAAAUUAAUAUUACGCUGGAUGCGCAUGGCAACACCUUAAUAGUUUUGCUUUUUUAGGUUUCGAUUUAAUUUGAGUUUAAAAAACAAUUUCUUUAAAUAUUUAUUAAAGCUUUAAGGUUUCUCUUUUUAUAAGUUUAACUUAUAUCAUUCUUGCGCUCUAAUGCAAAACCAAAGUACUUUCAUUUCAUUGACCAUUGCAAAAUCCAGCCACAACGACCGUCAACGAUAGUCAGAUACUUUAGCGGAGCAGCUAAAUACAUAUGUGCUCUUUAGUCCGAUCCCUAAAUCGAAAUAAAGCUCUAAUAAAAUCCAUCUUCUCGCCUGGCACGCGAAUCGGCAUGCUUGCAUUCACAGAUGUCCUAGUAUUUUUACCAACAUUUUUUCCAACUUAUCUUCGAAUGUAGAAUAUGUAUUUGUGCGUUCGAAUUCUAAGGUACCGAUACUUUUGUAUUUCUUUGAAUAUCAAAACUGGAACAUGCGCAUGGCUCUUGAUCAAAAAACCAAGAGUUACCUAUGUACGUAGGUUUGUUAAGGUAUGUAAGUUGCAGGUUUGAUGUAUUGUAUGUACGUAUGCAUUGGCUACAAUUGUUCCU